UCAUGCUCUGUUUGCAAGAUUACCAACCAUUUGUGUGCACGCCUUUCUUUUCAAGGUUUAUAUUACACACAUUGACUACCUAGAAAGAACCACCAAAAUACAAAUAGUGCCACAACCGAAGCAUUUUAGAACUUGCCCAUGCCUGGUCAGGUUGACCUGCUAUCCAGCAACAACUCAGCUGGUGGUGUUGCAUGUAAAAACUUAGCUGUCAGCGACCCAAAAUACUACCAAGGCUAGAUCUUCCAGAAGUGCUGCCAUGGCAGCCACAUCAGCAGCAGCGUCGACAAGAAGCGCUACCAUGGCAGCCAAGGCAGCAAGCCCACCAAGCCACUUGUACAUGGGCCGGACCUGAAGAUGUGCACCCUGCUGAACAGGGCCAAGUACAAAUACCAGCACGACGAGUAGCAGGAGAUUAUCCGGUCUUGGAUCUGGCGAUUCGGCACGAUGGCUCUAUCUUCUUCUACCUCCGGCUCCCUCCCCUGUUCGCCUUUCUUUUUCCUCAAGACCUGUAUCCGAACUGAAUUCCUCUGUAGUUAUGUGAGAUUAGUGAAUUGUGAGUUGGGAUCCUAACAUCGUGGUAUCAGAGCCUCCCUCCAGCCUUCCGAUUCAUCUCCAAUUCGUCCCCAAAUUCACACAAAUUUCUGCCCAAUUUUUUUUCUAGCACACAAUUCUAUCCACCACCAUGCAUCUGGAAGUAAAAGCUUACCUGGACAAGCUUUGUGCGGAGACGAAAGCACACUACGACGCCUGGGACAAGCAGUUUGAGCUGCGAGCGACCUUGCUCACUCCAGGAGCUCUGCCUCCGCCAUUGACGUGCUCGGCCGUCAUGGCCUCCGAUGGCGGUCUCUCCAUCGGCACCACCAUCCCUAUGGUUGUUCCUGACGCCUUCUCCGCCACCACCCAUGCCCGAGAGGUCCUUGCGGUCGCCCACGACGCAUCCCCAAUCUGUAUCGAGAUAGCGCCCUUCACCUGUAUGAUGGAGUGCUCGACCCAGAUCGACGUUGUCGCCAGUGUCGACGAGGUCCACGACACCGCCACCACCAUCCACUCUGAGCUCAGGGUCGAUCUCAUCCUUCGGGAGGUCGAGCAACCCACAACUGCGCAGGCGACACCCUCAAUCAGCACCGGUGCAUCCUCUACCGCCAAGGUCGUCCCUCCGGUGGCGACCACAACCGAUGUCGACCCUAGGGCCAGCGUGCAGGAACUAGAUGACUCACCAUUGCCCUACUUCAACACCUUUCCUCUAGCAGCGAGCGAGUUGGACUACAACAUCAUCCUCUUCGUCUCCAGCAACCUUACUGCACCUCCGCCAACCAAGUGCUCGGCAUAAUCCCUCGCCCAUAAGAGCGAUUGGGUGAUGCCUCUUCUCACUACCAACGAUGCCUUUCCCCGGUUGGUUUCCCCAGUGACCAGCGAGGCGGACCACUAUGACGUCAUCGACACCAUCGGCAUUGCUGCCCCGAGAAGCACCACCUAUUCGACAGGAAGCCUUGACCACGAUGAGCGCAUGCGUCCAUCCUACAUUGAGCAACAACAAUGGCUGCCCCCUAUUUGAGUGCAGAUUGCUGUGAACAACGCUGCCAUGUUCCAUGGCAUAACUCACGACUGCAUCUAUGGUGAUUCUGGAUAUGUGUGGAGGCCACAGGACCGCCAACCAAGGGCGUGGAAUAAAUUGGCAGAAUGGUUAUCUCCUACUCCGUAUGCUACUGUGGUUGUGCAUCCGUUUUUUGUGCGUGAAGAACCCGGGUGCUUCGAGCAUAGAACUAUUAAGCACAAAUGGUCUUCAGUUCAUGCAGUUCAAGUGCCAGAUCCAACGGAUCAGCCUCUCAUUUGCCUUCAAGAUGAACAAUUGCAGUCUUGGUAUUCUCCAGAUCGCGCAACACUCUUUUCUCGAGAAAACGCAAAGGACCUUUGCGUUUCUUUGCAUUGAAAAAGGUAGGAGUUCAGUUACAAGUGUCCGAGGAAGCGCGGAUUACAUCAAGAUCAGUGCACAUCCCAGGUUUGUGGUAACACUAUCCUAAGGCCAGUCGCCCCGGCUUGUGCCCAAGAGUGAGCGUCGUCCUUGAACCUAUCGACUAGCGUAUGAAGGGAGGGUCUUUCGUUGUCAAAGAAGCAGCUAUUUCUAUGCUUACAGAUCAUCCAAGGCACAAGCAGCGCGACGGAUUUCAGAGCCUUGUGAAGGAUCGGCGGCGUGUUCCCCUUGGCGUGCAGCCACCUGUCCAUAAGAGUAGGCUUCUGGUUGGGUGUUGGGGCCGAGAUGCGCAGCCAGGCCAGAACCUCGUGCCAGGCCUGUCGGGCGAGGGGGCAAAUCAUCCAGCAGGUGGCGAAGCGUUUCCGGUGCUUGAUCACAAAGUAAGCAGCGCGGGUGGUGUUGCAGGCUGUGGCGAGCCAGCAGUUCAACAGCGGUCCUGGUUGGCUAACCCGUGGAAGAACUUGACCCAUGGCCAUGGCACGCAACUCUUCCAAACUAGCUUCCAAGAGUAGCAGGUCAUCGAUCCGUGGAACGUUGCCGUAUAGCAUGACUGCGCCGAGUAGGUGCCAUUCGCGGACAACUUCCAUAUCAGCCUGUCAGGGGCGUCGGAGAGCUCGAUGCUCUGCAUGAUCUGCCAUAAUUGCAGGUACUGCCCGAUCUCGUUGAUGCAAGGGUGCCGUGGAUGUCACGAGCCCAGGUGUUGUGCUGUAGGGUGGAACCCUAAUGGCCGAUCUUUCACGAAAUGGAGGGGAUUUCCCGAAGAACAUGAUGAACACAAGAGAGGAAAACACUCAAAUCAACGAGAUCCAAUCACACAUGUGCUAAAUCCACAUACACAAAGGGGAGAUACAAGAUCCAAAGUCAACAAGGGAGGAUACAUGGUAGCUAGUUCAUCCCAAUCCGUGAGGUAAGAGGUCUUGAAUCCACUAGGGGGAUCUUCCCUCAAGAGGGGUCUUGAAUCCACUUAGGGGAUCUUCUCCUUUAGGAGGUCUCGGUCUCCAAAGGAGUAGGGAUAAGUGGAUGAGCAAGGCUCAAUCUCAAUGUUGAGCUAUCACAAUGCUAACCCUAAAACAUGGGCAGAGUUGGAGUAUAUAUAGUCUAGGGGUAGGUGGAGUUACAUGGGCUUCGGCCCAAGUCAUGCCCGCAGGCAAGGUCCGGAUGAUCCGGGUGACCGUCCGGAUCGUUCGGAUGUGUCGUGGAGGCAGCGGCUGGUCCGGUCGUCCAGGUCCUGGUCCAGAUGUCCGGCUCCAUCCGGAUGAUCCGGAGCUGGUCCGGACGAUCCGGCUUCGUCGAGGAGGCUGCAGUAGUCUUGGUGCGCGGUAGCCGGAUCGUCCGGGACUUGGUCAGGAUCAUCCGGGUAGCUGCUGACUUGCUCGUUUUCUUCUCCGUCUUCACGUUCCUCUUCUCCCUUCGUUCGGCCUUGCUCUUUAGCUUGUCCAUUGCUAGUUCCUUGGUACCUGAGUAUGCAAAGUGUCUCUGUUUGAGGUAGUAGCCAUGUCUCGUGUGUUUCGAAAGGGAAUUGCAAGAGGAGAGAUGUCACCUCGGUCUCGAGAGCUCUUGC
Molecule: messenger RNA, 3533 nt
Organism: Triticum aestivum (bread wheat)
Lineage: Eukaryota; Viridiplantae; Streptophyta; Magnoliopsida; Poales; Poaceae
Exons: 1
Coding region: 683-1330 (215 amino acids)
Source: RefSeq, a predicted model, not a curated record